Trypanosoma theileri is the source of this 399-nucleotide messenger RNA. RefSeq lists its product as uncharacterized. The coding region runs from base 1 to 399 and encodes 132 amino acids. The transcript has a single exon. The record is from RefSeq and is a predicted model, not a curated record. NCBI's taxonomy places the organism in Eukaryota, Euglenozoa, Kinetoplastea, Trypanosomatida, Trypanosomatidae.
AUGACAAGCGAAGACCACAAGUAUGAGAACUCUGAUAAAAGAGGUGUAUCUUGGAUUUCUUCUAUUGGUGGUAUUUCUCCAUCUGAGUAUUUAUCAUCAGUUAACACCAGCCUAGAAACGGUUGUGAGCAGGAUAGAGGCAGGAUUUUUGAUAGACACGCUGGAAGUUGAUGUACGUGAGUUAUGCAUAGAUAUUAAUCGAUUGGUCGACCACAUAAAAUUAAGUGGUAUGUACUGCUCUGCCGAAACGUAUAGCAAUCUGCUUACUACUUUGGAACGCUUGCGUACGGCUGUAGCUCAAAUGCGAAGGUGUAAGGGAGAAAUGCGAAUGACUGCGUCUACGUCAUUCUACACGUACAAAAUAAGAACACCUCCUUUACCUAGUGAUUUGCAGUUGUGA